AUGUCUUUUGAGGUGGCGGAUGUUACAACUGAGGUGGACCUCUCGAAGCUCAUCAGCUUCUCAAUGUCCUUUCAGCCCCUUCAGCUGCUCUUUCAGAGAAUUCUCCAGCGCACCAAGAAUGUGGAGUCAGAAAACGAGCGACAGGAUGACGAGAUCAGUGAGCUCAGGGACGCCUUAAAAAACCUGCAACAGCGGGACGCGGAGCGAGAGGCACAGCUGCAAGAACUGCUUCAGCAACAGGAAGAACUGCGUAAGCAACAGGAAGAACUGCGUAAGCAGAUGGAUCUUGAGAAGCAGGCUACUGAAGACGUGGGCAGGGAAGCGGACGUUCCGCCUGUGGAUACAAGCCAACUGUGGGAAGAGAUAAAUCAAAUCAAGCGUCACAUUGGAGAGUUUCAUCAUCCUGGUCGUCGUCACACAAUUGAGGAAUUAUACCACGCCCGCAGACGAAAGGGUAGUUUCACUGGCGUGAUGGAUGUAAAGCCGCGAAGGCCACUGGCGUCCAUCACGCAAAUUGGUGGUGUGUCGGAGGUGACUGGGACGCCAAUGGGGGAUGUUAUCUUGGGCCGUGCGAGGGAACAACUCAAGGUGAGGGACGAGGAGCAGCCGGUGAUGCCGUUGCCAGAGGAAGGUGGCUCCACUGGUGAGUCGGUGGAGCCGCCACUUCGUGGCAGGAAGGAAGAAAAGUAUGUGUUUCAGAUGCCCGAAGAGGGGAUGCGGUCACAAGAGCGAGAGGAAGGAAGAUAUCCCUAUUCAAGUAAGGAAAAACGGUCGGGUGGUGAUUUGGAGGUCCCUUCUUUUUUAGGAGAUGGAGAGGACCGGUCAAUUCCCUUUCGGACGGACUCACCGUUUCCUGCGGAAAGUUCAGGGCUGCUUUCACCCGGUGCGCUGAAGGGCGCUUCUCCUACCUCCAGCUCUCUAGCGCAUUCAAGAGAACCGUCGUCACGUUCUGGCAACCUCUCCUCGAUCUAUGACCGAUUGAAGAAAGACAGCAAAGACAUUGAACACCUCAACCGGGUCGUGGCAGAGAUGCUGAACGAGAUGAAGGACCUUCAUGCUGAUGUCGAUCUUAUGCGAACGGUCAACAUGGGCGAAGAGGGCGUGGAGAAGCCAGAUGUGACAGAUCCAAAUGCGACAAAGGAACGUGCGGAUUUACGUCGUCGUGUGAAGGCUCUGGAAGAUGAUGUUAGUCGCUUGCAAGGAAUUGUUAGUUCAUUGGAUGUGCAUGCCGCACCGGUGCCUGAUACGAAACCGGCUUUUGAGGCUCCUCGCAGUUUGUCAAUUAUGGAUGGCAUGAAAGGAUUGAAGGAGCGCAUGGACGCCUUGGAAAAAGCCCAGGAGCGCAUGGGUAACAAAGUGGACGGUCUUAUGAACGCGGCAAUGUCUUCUGGCGCUGAAACUGGAGUAACUCCGUCUCAGCUGGGCGUUUUGGGCUCAGCCGUGAACACAAUUGAAAAACAAUUGGCGGAUCUACAGCGGCUUGGCUUGCGUAAUUACGAUACUGAUCUGGAAGAAUUAAGAAGGGUCGUGGAUAAGUUAAUAAGAGACACGGAGGCACUGGAGAAGACAUGUCUACUACUAGAUGAAAAGAAGGAGGACAAGGGUGAUCGACGUCCUUCAACUGUGGCACCGGAGAGCGAGGGGGCCGAUGCCGCUCCCAUGCAGGCCCCGCCGAUUGUUAAGGAUACCAGUGAUUCUUCCGCUGCAGUGCUUGAUGAUUUGCAGCGUUGUCUGCAGGACAUGCAGCGUCGUAUGCUCCAUACGGAGACGAAUGUGAUGGAUCUUAACGAGCAGAAGGCUGAUCGGGCGGCGUUUCAGCGACUUGCUGACGAAUUGAAGAACUUGCGACAGUUGCUGGAGCUUGGAGCGGGUAGGCGGGGGGAUGAAGAUGCCGCUCAGUCGGCUUCUGCCGCGCAAGGGGAGUUAAUGCAGGCAUUAAAAGAGCAGAUGGCAGAACACAUGCAGAAUUUUAACAUGGUGCGUGACGGCACCACGAAUGAAUUGGAUGCGUUGCGGGAAUACAUUGAGCAGAUCGAUCAUCGCAAGGCGGAUGCCAUGCUUGUGGCGAACAAGGCUGAACGGGACUAUGUUGAAAACGCCUUGGAACGAUUGAUGCGAGAGGUGGAGCAGGUCCUCAACGCCACCAACGCUGGUCUCAUUGACACGCUUGACAAAUCCCUCAAUGUACUGCGUGACAUGCUUGAAGGCAAGGCGACGAAGCACGAUAUGGAUAACCUCCGUCGGCUUGUCAGCGAGGAUCACAUUGCGGGUGGGGCGCCCGAUGCACUCGCGGGGUUUAGGGGCUUCCGUUGCCUGGGCUGCAAUCGCCCAGUAGAGACGAUGCGGCCGCGUGUGAUGGGCAAUCGACUGCAACCGUUUGUAAACCGACUGCCGCAAAAUCACCCGGGCGACCCCAUCGCCGCUCGCAUCCAGCAAGGACCCUCCGCCGCCUCUGACGGCAUGCACACCGUUUCAGACGGCGGCUAG
This is a messenger RNA of Trypanosoma cruzi, 2487 nucleotides long. RefSeq lists its product as uncharacterized. The coding region runs from base 1 to 2487 and encodes 828 amino acids. The transcript has a single exon. The record is from RefSeq and is a predicted model, not a curated record. NCBI's taxonomy places the organism in Eukaryota, Euglenozoa, Kinetoplastea, Trypanosomatida, Trypanosomatidae.